AUGGAUCUAGGACUUUUUAGAUUUCUAUGUCAAGCAGAAACAAGAAGAUUAGUUUCAUUGUUAGGAGUAACCAUAACUAUACUUUUAGUUCUUCAAUUUUCUGAACUUCCAAAUAGUGAGUUUUUUUCUUCUCUUACUGCCAAAAUCAAAAGUUUCACAAUGGAUACACCUUUGGUUAACUCUACAAUAGAGACUCAUAAUGGAAAUGUGAAUUUAUAUGCUUCAAAUUCGAGCUCAAUUAGUCCUCAAACAUCUUCAUUAGAUGAAGUUGCAAGUUUAGAAAAGGGUAAACGAGUUGAAACUGUUGAUGUUUUUAGAAAUCAUAGUUCACAAGAGAAUCAAUCUUCCUUGCUUGCACCACAACCUAUGGUGCCUUUGUCCAAUACAUCAUUCUUUGAUUCAAAAGUGUAUCCAAAGGAUGGAAUUUUGAGUUCUUUGCAACGUAGCAAUGCGACGACCGUUAAAGAUGCUUCUGCGAUUUGGAAGAAUUCCAAAAGGAGGCCUUCUAAAGUAGUUUCAAUAUCUGAAAUGAACUUAAUCUUGCAGCAUAACCAUGAUUCUUCGCAGGGAGCGAAACCCGCGAGUUCUUCCGCUGUUAAUGCGGAGAUAUUGAAUGCAAAAUCGGAGAUUGAAAAUGCGCCUAUUGUUAUGAAUGAUUCGAGACUUUACUCACCUUUAUACCGGAAUGUUUCCAUGUUUAAAAGGAGUUAUGAACUAAUGGAGAAGAUGUUGAAAGUUUUCAUCUAUCAAGACGGAGACAAGCCAAUCUUCCACGAACCCUUAUUGGAAGGAAUAUAUGCGUCCGAAGGAUGGUUUAUGAAAUCAAUGGAAGGAAACAAACAGUUUACAACUCGAGAUCCUGAGAAGGCUCACUUGUUUUACAUACCUUUCAGUUCAAGAUUGUUGCAGUUAACUCUUUAUGUACGUAAUUCGCACAAACGUUCAAACCUAAUCGAGUACAUGAAAAACUAUGUCGAUGUGAUUGCUGGAAAGUACCCUUUCUGGAAUAGAACUAAUGGAACAGAUCACUUCGUUGUUGCUUGCCAUGAUUGGGCUCCUGCAGAAACACGAGGGCGAAUGCUAAAUUGCAUCAGAGCACUAUGCAACGCGGACACUGAAGUAGGAUUCGAGAUCGGAAAAGAUGUAUCUCUUCCCGAAACAUACGUUAGAUCAGAUGAGAAUCCUCUCAAAAACAUAGGAGGCAACCCUCCUUCUCAAAGGCCUAUCCUCGCCUUCUUUGCAGGCGGUUUACACGGUUACGUCCGGCCUAUGCUAUUAAAUCUUUGGGAGAACAAAGAACCCGACAUGAAAAUCUCCGGCCCAUUACCACACGUCAGAGGCAAUAAAAACUACAUCGAGCUCAUGAAGAGUAGCAGAUUCUGCAUAUGUGCAAGAGGUCACGAGGUUAAUAGUCCACGCGUGGUCGAGGCGAUAUUCCACGAGUGUGUUCCUGUUAUCAUAUCUGAUAACUUUAUUCCUCCUUUAUUCGAGGUUUUAAAUUGGGAGUCUUUUGCUGUGUUCAUCAAGGAGAAACAUAUCGCGUAUUUGAGAGAUGUACUAGUUUCGAUCUCGGAGGAAAGAUACUUGGAAAUGCAUAAGAGGGUGAAAAUGGUGCAAGAGCAUUUUCUUUGGCAUCAUGAGCCUGUUAAGUAUGAUUUGUUUCACAUGCUUCUUCAUUCAAUUUGGUAUAAUAGAGUUUUCUAUACAAGUUAG
Messenger RNA from Vicia faba (fava bean), 1713 nucleotides. Lineage: Eukaryota; Viridiplantae; Streptophyta; Magnoliopsida; Fabales; Fabaceae. The record is from the annotation of a GenBank genome assembly.